Molecule: messenger RNA, 585 nt
Organism: Pelodiscus sinensis (Chinese soft-shelled turtle)
Lineage: Eukaryota; Metazoa; Chordata; Testudines; Trionychidae
Product: leukocyte cell-derived chemotaxin-2-like
Source: RefSeq, a predicted model, not a curated record
GGCUGAACUUCACAACUUCAUCUCGGGCAGAGAACUGUGGUGAAACAGCUGCAACAUGUUCCCGCUCAAACUGAUCAUUUUUGUUGCCUUGGUUUCCAUUGUUGCUGCAGGACCCUGGGCACAAAUAUGUGCUGGGAAUCCCAAGAACGCAAUAAGAGGUUGUGACAGAUGGGGCUGUGGACGUUAUAAUGCUCCAAGACCACCCAGACUACACAAAGGAGUGGAUGUAAAGUGUACUGAUGGAUCAGAAGUGUAUGCACCUUUCAGUGGUGUGAUUAAGCAAGCUACCCCCUACCCUCGUGGAAAGAAUACUGCCAUUAAUAACGGCCUCAAGAUUGAGGGAUCAGGUUACUGUGCUCUUAUGUUCUACUUCAAGCCUUAUAAAUACAACGGUCGAGUCACCAAAGGGCAAAGAAUUGGACGAAUGCUGCGAAUGCAAAGUGUAUAUCCUGGUAUGACAUCUCAUGUUCAUGUCCAGCUUUGCAACCUCUCCGAUCCCACUCGCAAUUUAUAAAUGGAAAAUGUACAAAGUCUCAAAUAAAAUCAUAUGAGCAAAUAAAAGCAAAUUUCUUCUCCUCCUCCAAA